Rhizophagus irregularis DAOM 181602=DAOM 197198 is the source of this 1647-nucleotide messenger RNA. RefSeq lists its product as uncharacterized. Gene Ontology annotation, molecular function: cation binding; protein serine/threonine phosphatase activity. Gene Ontology annotation, biological process: peptidyl-threonine dephosphorylation. The record is from RefSeq and is a predicted model, not a curated record. Gene Ontology annotation, cellular component: nucleus; cytosol. Lineage: Eukaryota; Fungi; Glomeromycota; Glomeromycetes; Glomerales; Glomeraceae.
UUUUUUUAAUCCUGUAAAGGAAUUUUUUUUUUGGAAUUUUAAAAAUUUUUUUCAUACAUAUUCAAACAAGGAAUUAAAGAAAUUUUUGUUUUUUUCGAAUAUCCUUACUUUUUUAUUAAAUUACCAUACAAUUAUUUCUUAAUUUCUAAAUUAAAAAAAAUUACUUACCGUAAUUGUUAUUGUAAUCAUGCAGAACGUUAAAAAACUUAUAAAAAAAAAGUCCUUUUUGCCUUCAAGAGGUAUGUCGGACAUAUCUAUCAAUGAGUCAAGAGAUGAUUUUAUCUUAACGAGUUCCAUCAGUGCAUCCUCGAAAGCCGAAAUUCAUAAAUAUGAUGAUAUUCAAGAUCUUAUAGUCACCGCUGUAACUGCGCAAGGACUUUUGUCUCAAUAUGAGCCUAUCACUUUUAUGGAAGAUUUCAUAAGCGUUGCAUCUUUUAUCGUGAAAAACAAAACAUAUGAAUAUUUUGCGGUUUAUGAUGGUCAUGGAGGUAGAGAUUCUAAAACCGGAAUAAAAAAAGGAGGACAUGAAGUUGCGGAGGAGUGUGUUAAAUAUAUACCGGAAAUAAUUAAAAAUGCCUUAAAAAAUAAUGAUGAUGACAUUAAAGAUUUAUUGAUUAAAAGCUUCGAAAAGGCUGAUAAAGAGCAUUUUUUAAAAGAUAAAAAAAGAUUUCCGGAAAAUGUUGGUUCCACAGCAAUUAUCAUGUUAAGGGAAAAUAAGAACAUUUAUAUUGCUAAUCUUGGUGACUCUCGUGCUGUAAUUUGUAAAGAUGGAAAAGUAUUUUUUGAAACAGAUGAUUUUGAUUGGACUAGCCCUGCAGAACUAGAACGAAUAGGAAUAAAUAAAAAUAAUAAAACUUAUGCUAUAAAAACUAAUUUUGGAAUUAAGAAAUUUAUAUUGAAUGGAAGAUUUUUAAAUGGUGAAAAGUGGAAUAUAGCAGCUUCACGUAGUUUUGGGGAUUAUCAUUUUAAAUUAGGUUCAAAUAAACCUCCUGUUACAGCCAAGCCCGAAGUGAGUAGUCUCGUAAUUGAUGAGGAUAUGAAAUUGAUUCUUAUUGCUUCAGAUGGAAUUUGGGAAAAUGAGAAAGGAUUGAAAUCUGAGCAUUAUGUUUCAAAAUUUAUACAAAUUGCCAAAAAACAAGAUUCACCAAAUGCAGAUGAAUGUUUAAAAGAAACUUGCAAAGAAUUUGUUAGAUGGUGUAUGAUUGCUCAAUUAAAAUUUGAAUAUAGAAAUUAUGGAGAUAACAUUGCUUUAAUUGCUAUUGGAAUACUUAAUGGAAAAAGUAAAGCAGAAUGGUUUAGAGAUAUUAAAAAUUGGAAAGGAAUAUAUGAAGAUAAUAAUUUAAUUUCAAAAGAUAUAGAUGAUGCAAUUCAAGAAGAAGAUAGUGAAGAAAUUGACUAUGGAUCAGAUAGCGAGAGUUGUAAAAUUGAUUUUACCCAACUAUAAAAAUUCUGUGAAUAAUAAUAAAGUGGAAUUAUAUAAAUAAUUUACUGUGAUAGAUUUUAUUUUUUUUUUAUCCAUUUCUCUCUCUAUCACUCUUUUUAGUUAGAUUAUAUAUUAUAUAAAAUAUUUUAUAUUCAUUUUUUUUUUGUUGUUGUAUUCAAAAUAAAAUAUAUUGUUGUUUUUAAAUAUAAAUAAAAUAAAGUUAU